This is a messenger RNA of Suillus clintonianus, 726 nucleotides long. RefSeq lists its product as uncharacterized. Gene Ontology annotation, biological process: DNA recombination; DNA integration. Gene Ontology annotation, molecular function: DNA binding. The record is from RefSeq and is a predicted model, not a curated record. NCBI's taxonomy places the organism in Eukaryota, Fungi, Basidiomycota, Agaricomycetes, Boletales, Suillaceae. Bases 1 to 726 code for a protein of 241 amino acids. The transcript is spliced from 4 exons.
AUGAUCGGGCUAGAGAAGAUGAAGGCCAGGUCUGGUGAGGUAUCACAGUCUGCGCGUGCCCUUCUGCGUGAAGACAUGCACCGCCUCAAUGACUACUGCAUGAAUGCUACUUGCAUGCCUGAGGAGAGAAGGUGGGGAGUCGUUCGCUAUGCAGCCUAUCUCUUUGCGUGGCUGAUGCUGCUUCAAAUCGAGGAGGUAGUCACCCUUGAAUUUUCGAGUGUUGAGAUCAUUCCAGGCGAGCGAGCGUAUGUCGAGAUUCGCCUCAAGACCCGUAAAUCUGCACAGACUGGUGUCCUGCACACUUGGCGCCUGUGGGCAAAUGAUGCUGACCCGAGACUUUGCCCUGUGCGAGCUCUUAUCCGGAUCGCAUGCCUCUAUGGUUCUCGUGUGCCACUGAGGGGUCCCCUCUUCUUGCGCAUCGGGAAGUUUGGUGACAUCCUGCUUGAUCAGCCUGUGUCCACCAGCAUUCUUAGCCGUGCCCUGACAAGUGACCUUCAGGGACUUGCAUACUCAUCCUGGGCACUCUAUGGUACACACUCAUUCCGACGACAUGGCUGUCAGCACCGCAUCCGCAACUGCAACUUCGACGUGAGCAUGGUUGCUGCCUGGGGUGGCUGGUCACAGGUCGAGGCAUUGACCAUGUUCCGUUACUUCUACUCGCCCAAUGACAACCACGAGCACAUGGUUGAGUACGACCGUAACGAUAAAAAGCGGGCGAAGUUCUAA